Molecule: messenger RNA, 892 nt
Organism: Aegilops tauschii subsp. strangulata
Lineage: Eukaryota; Viridiplantae; Streptophyta; Magnoliopsida; Poales; Poaceae
Molecular function (GO): zinc ion binding
Source: RefSeq, a predicted model, not a curated record
ACAUGAGCAACUGUGUAUGAAGUUGUGUUUUAGGGAUCAGCAUCAAUUCAGAGAUGCUUUGUUGAAUUUGCACAUCACUCAGGCCAGGAAUUUUAAGUAUCACAGGAAUUCAGAUCAGAGGAUAAUUGUUGAGUGUCCAGAUAAACAAUGCCAGUUCUUUAUGGUGGCAGCAGUUAUAAAAGGCGAGAAAACCUUUGUAAUAAAGAAGAUGAGACUAGAGCACACUUGCCCUAGUACCACUGAGACCACCAGGGUUAGUGCUAAGUGGCUAGCACAGAAAUAUGAGCAUCUCUUCAGAUCUGAUAUAACUACUGGUAUUCAGACAAUAAUUGAUGCAAGCAUGGAAAAAUAUGGUGUAGAUGUGCCCAAGUGCAUGGCAUAUAGGGCAAAGAACAUAGCUAUUGAAGCUGUCUUAGGAGAUCACAAGAAGCAAUAUCCUAGGCUUAAAGACUAUGCUCAGACUGUCAUGGACACAAACCCUGGGAGUAGAGUAAUAGUCACUACUGUUACUCCAGUACCAAAUGCAAAAAUACCCCACCCAGGCCCAAGAUUCCAUGCCAUGUUCUUUUGCCUGAAUGGAGCAAGGGAGGGGUUUCUCAAUGGGUGUAGGCCAUUCAUUGGUGUUGAUGGAUGCUUCAUUAAGCUCACUACAGGAGCUCAACUCCUUGCUGCCACUGGUAGAGAUGGCAACAACAACAUAUAUCCACUGGCAUUUGGCAUAGUUGGACAAGAGGACACACCUAGUUGGUGUUGGUUUCUACACCAACUGAAAAUUUGCCUAGGUGGAGAAGUGGGCAAGUUUGGACCUUGUACUAUAAUGUCAGAUAGACAAAAGGUAUGUGUUUGCACAUUUCAUUUUGUUUUGCACAAGUGUUAACAGUAGCUAAGGGUU